This is a messenger RNA of Symbiodinium pilosum, 588 nucleotides long. Lineage: Eukaryota; Dinophyceae; Suessiales; Symbiodiniaceae. The record is from the annotation of a GenBank genome assembly.
AUGGUGAACGGCGUGCAGGUAAAACAGAGGUGGUGCAGCACAUGCAGGGUUUACAGACCCCUGCGCUCCAAACAUUGUUCCUACUGCGAUCGCUGUGUCUUCCGUUUCGAUCAUCACUGCACAUGGCUAGGCAACUGCGUGGGAAUAGGCAAUUACCGAUCCUUCCUGCUCCUAGUGAUGACUGCGACGCUGUUCUUUGGGCACUCCUCUCUCAUCACCCUCAAGGUCGCGCGCCAGUGCCUUCGAGAGGCCAGCGAUGCUUCUGUUGUCAGGCGCCUGUUUGUGGCCAACGCUGGAAAGUUCCUUUACGUUGCCUACGCCUCGUUGAUGUGCUUGGCUUUCAGCAUCCUCAUGUUGUACCAUCUCAUCAUCAUGGCUUGCAACCUGACAACAAAUGAACAUGUUCGGGACUACUACAUGGAAAGGAAUCCCUUCGACAUCACGUGCGUGGAAAACUACCGCCAGGUGUUGUGCUCCCCGUAUGGGAGAACCUACCGCGUCAGUUUUGCUGGUGCUGGUGCUGGUUCUGCUGGUGGUGGCGGUGCUGCCGCCGCUGCUGCUGCUGAUUCUGCUCGGGAGGUAGAGUGA